UGAAAAUGUUUUGGAGCCUGCUUUUUACUGUCUUGGGUGGAUUUGCAGUGGCCGAUAUCAGUUCACAAACAGAUCGACACUGGGAGCUAUGGAAGAAGGUGCAUAAAAAAGCAUAUUCUCAUCAGAUUGAGGAGUUUGGACGCAGACAGAUUUGGGAAAAGAACUUGAAAAUUAUUAACUCCCACAACCUGGAAGCCUCUCUGCACUUGCACACCUAUGAACUGGCAAUGAACCACUUGGGAGACAUGACCCCUGAUGAGAUCACGGGCACGCUCAUGGGCACUGAGGUACCAUCUGACCUGGACACAGCUACUGCAAGUGCCAUAAAAGUCAACACUUCUCUGCCAGAUUCAGUGGACUGGAGGGGUAAAGGCCUGGUAACUCCAGUCAAAAUGCAGGGUACCUGUGGUGCUUGUUGGGCCUUCAGUGCAGCUGGAGCUCUGGAGGGACAACUUAAAAAGUCAACAGGCAUCUUGAGAUCUCUCAGCACUCAAAACUUGAUCGAUUGCACCACAGAAUAUGGCAACCGUGGGUGCAAUGGUGGCUUAAUAGCAAGGGCUUUCAAGUAUGUUAUUGAAAACCAAGGCAUUGACUCUGAAGAUGCUUACCCCUACAUUGGAAAGCAUAAUCGGUGCAAGUACAACCCACUGUACCGGGCUGCAAACUGCUCAGGGUAUUACUGCUUACCAAGGGGGGAUGAAUUUGCACUGAAGGAGGCAGUGGCUCUUGUGGGCCCCAUCUCUGUUGCAAUUGAUGCUUCCAGGCUACAGUUUCACUUCUACCAUCAUGGUGUGUACGUGGACAACACAUGCACCGAGAAAGUGAACCAUGGUGCGUUGGUGGUGGGUUACGGCAGUGAGAACGGACAGGACUACUGGCUAGUCAAAAACAGCUGGGGUGUGAAGUUCGGUGAAGGAGGCUACAUCAAGAUGGCCCGGAAUAGGAACAACCAGUGUGGCAUUGCUCACCAUGCUUGUUUUCCUUUUGUGUGA
Archocentrus centrarchus (flier cichlid) is the source of this 992-nucleotide messenger RNA. Its product is annotated as cathepsin S-like. Lineage: Eukaryota; Metazoa; Chordata; Actinopteri; Cichliformes; Cichlidae. Gene Ontology annotation, biological process: proteolysis. The coding region runs from base 6 to 992 and encodes 328 amino acids. The record is from RefSeq and is a predicted model, not a curated record. The transcript has 7 exons. Gene Ontology annotation, molecular function: cysteine-type peptidase activity.